Alternaria burnsii is the source of this 3054-nucleotide messenger RNA. RefSeq lists its product as uncharacterized. The transcript is spliced from 5 exons. The record is from RefSeq and is a predicted model, not a curated record. Lineage: Eukaryota; Fungi; Ascomycota; Dothideomycetes; Pleosporales; Pleosporaceae. The coding region runs from base 1 to 3054 and encodes 1017 amino acids. Gene Ontology annotation, molecular function: hydrolase activity, acting on carbon-nitrogen (but not peptide) bonds, in cyclic amidines.
AUGCAGGACAGGAUGUCAACCAAGACACUCGAGAAGAUAACCAACGUCCGUCUACCAAACAAGCCGCCGUCGACACUCUGGGAUAUUGCCAUCAAAGAUGGGAACAUAGCCUCAGUAGACAACCAUAGUAACUGCCAGGAUGGCCACGAGGGCACGCUGGAUGGAGCCAACCGUCUCAUAGCCCCGUCGCUUUGUCACGCUCAUAUCCAUCUCGACAAAUGCUUUCUCCUUCAAGAUCCUAAAUUCGGCGACCUGCAGAUUGAGAGUGGCGAUUUCAACGAGGCUAUGGAGAUGACAGGCGAGGCAAAGUCAAGGUUUGAGGAGGAUGACCUCCUAAGAAGGGGCACACGCCUGAUUGAAGAGAGUAUCCAACAUGGUGUAACCGCUAUGCGAGCCUUUGUGGAAGUGGACGGGGUGGUAAAGAUGAAGUGUUUGGAUGCGGGUCUCAAGUUGAAAGAGAUGUUCAAGGAUCGGUGUGAGGUGCAAAUAUGCGCGUUCGCCCAGCUCCCACUCUUUUCUGGCCGGGACAGGGGCGAGGAGGUAAGAGAGCUAAUGACCAAAUCUGCCUCGUUUGAGCAGGUAGAUGUGCUUGGAAGCACGCCUUACGUUGAAGAUGACGAGGAAAAGUCUCUAGAGAAUGUUAAAUGGAUUACGCAGUUAGCUCUAAAGCACCAAAAGCAUCUCGAUCUCCAUCUUGACUACUUUCUGGAAGAAGACAAAAAGCCUCUGGUCUGGGAUGCCUUGAACACUAUCAAAGAGCUAGAAUGGAGCAAGAAAGCGGGAAGCAAACAGAUCACGUUAGGCCAUUGCACAAGAUUGACAAGGUUUCGGAAUGACGAGUGGACGCAUCUGAGACAAGAAGUAGGCGAUCUGCCGAUUUCUUUCGUGGGUCUGCCGACUUCCGAUCUUUUCAUGAUGCGGACGCCAGAGAACGUGCGUGGAACCUUGCCAGUUGUCGAACUCAUCAACGAGUACGGAUUCAAUGCUGCGAUUGCUGUCAACAACGUGGGCAACGCCUUCACGCCGUACGGGAAUUGCGAUCCUCUGACUAUCGCAUCUCUGGGCGUCGGAUUGUACCAGGCUGGAACAAAGAAAGAUGCCGAACUCCUAUAUAUGCUUCAAGAUACACAACAAUCACUACAUUCGACCGAAAUGGCGUACUCCAUGACGGCCAACGAGAAAUGCGAACAUGUAGAGCGGCGUCAGCAGCCUACUAUGAGGCAAGUUGUCUACACAUUCUUAGACAACCUCAGACUGCGAUUCGGGGAGGAGUCAUCGGAAGUAAUGAGUAUCCUGAACAUUCUCGGCACAUUUCGAGAAGGACGCCUGUCAAAAAAGGACACACUCGUUGCAAUCAGGCUCGCGCUCGGAGGCCAAGCAGACCUCAAGCAGGAUCUCUUGAAUAUACUCUUCCACAAGGAUGCAGACUGGGGAAUGGGCGACUUUGACUUCGGCUCGCAUCAGCCCUUCAGCCAAGGAAGCCCCAGCCCGCAAUUCCUACAGCCAGCUCACCAGCCCCAGAUGCGUCUGCCUCCGAUUUCUCCGUUGUGGUACGAGGCAAGCCAAAACUAUCCAUCUACCUAUUCUGCGGGAGUGUUCGGUUCUGGAGUGAACGGCGGUUGUGGAUUGCCACUACCUUCGUCGAUGCACCAAACCUCCGGCCAAUUCUGUCACCCGAACGUAUUCACAUCUUCUGUUUUGGCUGAAUCUGCCAGUUUUUGUCCUCAUAUGAGAAGCCAUGAAGAGGACAAGAUCCCUGAAAGGCAGCAACAUGGUGUAGAGAUCGUACCGCAGCUAAAUCGUUCUCCGUACAACUGGGAGGAUAUAGACCAGCCUAAGGAACCCCAAGCCUCUUACAGUCAGCCUUGGUGUCCUGUCGCCAGCAGUCCGAUGCUCGAUCAUGCGCAGUCUCUUGCCAGCAAUCACUUCGACUCUGCAUCUCUUUCUCGCGAAACUCACCUGUUUCCAAACUCUUCGCCAGAGGAGGGACAAGUGGCGACCACUAGCCCUUCCGUGCUCGGAGUUCCGGUUGCUGUCCCCAUUGGAAAAGCCAUCGAUGAUAUGCCACCACCGUCGAAAAAGCGUCGUCGUGAAAGCUCAAGAGUUCAAGUCAAUGUAAAGAAGGAUAUCAGUGAAUAUGUUACCCCGACUGCUAGUCCUACUUCAACAUCAACCACAACCAUCGACCAACCAUCUGUUCUACCCAAGCCGAAGAAGAGGGUCGUGGACGAAAACAAAUCAUCACAUGGACGUGGACCCUACAUCCACAGUCUUUGUGGUAAGGGCUUUUCCAGCAGAUCUCGGGUCAAGAAGCAUCACUGGGGUAACAAGCUUGACAACCUGGAAACAACUACCGGCUGCUGGGCGAAGAACAACAAGCCGAGCGUAAGCUGGAACGAACACCCGAGCUGCAAGGGGGGUAUGAUUCCGUCACAACUGUUACAACGGGCUCCCUCAGCUGCAUCUAAGAAGAAGGUGUCAGCAUAUGAGGCUCCGAUGGCGCCUUCGAUGGUACCUGAAUCGAAAGACUUUUCUCGAACCGUUGACGAUACUCCUCAUCAAUACCAGGAGAACCAGCCCUAUUUCGAAGGCCUAAGCUCUUACCGUUCUCACCAGCUUCCCACUCGAACAAGUUUGGACAACCUGCUCACUGCUGUCAAUGUCGCCUCCGAAAUCGACGCGCCACGACCGCAAGGACGUAUCGACUCGGUUGUCUCUCAUCUCGAUGCUCAAGCAGUAGCAGCCGAACACAACAAGCAGUAUAUUACCAACUGGCAAAGUGCUUGUGAUGAUCACGUUGUCGAGCCUUUUGCUCACGACCGACAGCACCCGUACACUAGCUAUGGGCUCGGUCUCCAAGGUACUCAAGUGCCGGUAAACAUGGCUCUGCCGGGUCUUAACGAACUGUACCCAUACACUCUGCCCACACGUUCUUUUACUGAUUCACACUGGGGAAAUGACCGCGAUCUGGUGUACGCUGGUGACAAUCGAAGCCACACGACUCUCCGAUCACCUUCCUCGCCUGGUCCAGACGAAGAAGGCCGUCAUUUGUAG